Messenger RNA from Cryptotermes secundus, 4161 nucleotides. Its product is annotated as zinc finger protein 239-like. The record is from RefSeq and is a predicted model, not a curated record. Bases 344 to 1432 code for a protein of 362 amino acids. Gene Ontology annotation, biological process: negative regulation of transcription by RNA polymerase II; regulation of cytokine production; regulation of immune system process. The transcript has 6 exons. NCBI's taxonomy places the organism in Eukaryota, Metazoa, Arthropoda, Insecta, Blattodea, Kalotermitidae.
CAUAAAUGUUGGAAUGUUGGAAAGCGUGGUCAAGCGUACAAAUAUUGGUAUCUGUGAGAUUUUCCAUUGGUACGAAGUGUUCAUCGCGUAUGUAACGAAGUUACAACAGUAGAUAUUUUACUGUGCCUAUAAACAGCAUACAUCAACAAAGAAUUCCUCAAGUUAUUAUACAAAGCCAGGACAGUCAUUCAAACUUUUGAACGAUGCUACAGAUAAUGAGAAAUAAGCAGCAUAUUUUUACAACACGAUAACCAGUUUUAUGAGGACCUGGGCAUGUACUCCUAGGUAGAUCAGUUGUCAGAACUUUGAAGUUGUACCUCUAUGAUUCUUGUGAGACACGUUGAUGCAUAACCCCCAAACCAUCAUGUGUGAUGAACAGUUUUUAAACCCACAUAAGUUUCCACAUUCUGCUACAAGAGUGCCAAAAAUGAUAGUGCAAAGAGUUGAAGAAAUAUUUCCUGCACUGAAGGAAAGCUUGGAGAAGACAACAGUCAAAGUAGAGGAUGACGUUGAUGUUCAGAGUGAAGAAGAUUCCAUUGACAUGAAAAGUCACAAAGAUUAUGUUCCAGCAGUAUUAUCCGAAGAAAAGACCGAUCCAGAGAACUGCAGGGAUCUAGUGGAAGUGGUACCUGGUUCAUGUAGUGAGAUAUGUGUAAUGACUCAGGAUAUAAAAGUUGAGGAACUCUCAGAUAUACAAGAGGAGGAGGACCCUUUGCUGCUACCAGUGCCCAUAAUAAAGGCUGAACAUGAGAGUACUCUGAAUGAACAUCAGUCUGCAAGUGGUGAACAGCGUCCGUAUUCCUGUGAUGUGUGUUAUAAAUCGUUCAUUAAUCUCAGUAAACUGACCAGGCACCAACGCAUACAUAGUGGGGAGCGGCCAUUUUCCUGUGAUGAAUGUAAUAAAUCGUUUGGUGAACAGGGCACUCUGAAAGUUCAUCAGCGAAUACACAGAGGAGAGCGUCCAUACUGUUGUAGUGUGUGUAAUAAGUCAUUCAGGCAGCGGAGCCAUUUGAAGGAACAUCAACGCGUACAUAGUGAGCAGGGUAGUCUGAAGAUUUGUCAAGGUGCACAUAGUGGGGAAAGUGUUUAUUAUUGUGGCGAAUGUAGUAAGUCAUUUUGUGAACAUAGUAAACUGAAGAAACAUCAACGUAUACAUAGUGAGAAGCGGCCAUAUUUCUGUGAUGAAUGUAAUAAAUCCUUCAGUAGACAUAGUAAAUUGAAAAUUCAUGAACGUACACACACUGGGGAGCGUCCAUAUUCCUGUGACCUGUGUAAUAAAUCGUUCAGUGAACGUGGUACCCUGAAGAUACAUCAACGCAUUCAUAGUGGAGAGCGCCCAUUUCCUUGUGACUUAUGUAAUAAAUCAUUCAGGCAAUGGAGCCACGUUAAGCAGCAUUACCGCACGCACAGUGGGGAGUGUCCUUAUUCCUAAGAUCUUUGUAAUAAAUCAUUCAGUAAGCAGAGAUACUCAUAUUUGAAUUGUUGCCCUGUGCAUUUGAUUUCUGAGGACGGUGAACGAAGAAUACCAUUGACUUGAAUGUUAUCUUUACCAGAUUGCAUGAGGUCUUAUGUGAGAAUAUGGGAUUCUUCUGAGUUCUUAUGUUAUAGCAGUUGGAAUUUAUUGUGGAACUUCAGCCUUGGGCGGUGUUGUCUGUAAAAUGUUGAAAGUUAUGCAUUUGACAUAUUAGUUUUCAUCUUUAGACUUAAUAUCUUGUAUGGGUUUCAAGGCCUUAUGUAGAUCAGGCAGUGGGUGGUGAGUGGUAGAUGAAUGCAUAAUUUGAUGAAACUGGACCAUGGUGCUGCCUCGUGGGUAGCAACCAUACAUUUGAGGAAAAGAGGUGAUACAGUUUUCUCUUUAGAGACCAGGUGCUUGGGAAAAUAUGUGAUGAAAAGUGUUCUCUUAGCCCCAUGUGUAGGAUAAGAGGCACUGAGAUGCAUUUUUAGUGGCCAUGUGGUUAACCCUUUCCAGUCGUAUGUCGAUAUAUAAUCGACAUUGAGCAUGUGCUUCCAUGGACAAAUGUCGAUAUAUGAUCACAAACUUUCUUUCUCGUUUCUCUGAUGAUAAGUCAGUCAUACUUCACUACUUGCCACUGUAUACUAUACUGCUGCAAUCUUGAAUGUUUAGGCUGCAUUCUCCCUCCAUCUGAAAGUCAUAAUUUGAACGAAUGCCAUUCAUACCCUAUCGUGCCCUAUGCAUAUCAGUGUUAGCAACAUGGCUUCUCGUUCAGGUACAUAUGUACCUUCUGGCAUGAAAAAACGGAAAUAUAAAGUUUUGCAAUUUUGAUGGAAGAUAAACAAUGGACGCUAAUUGGAAAUAUAAUCCCAUAUGUGUUGAGGAUGAAGAAUCGAUUAGUGAUAUGUUAAAUGAAGAACCCGUUAUAGACGCUGAUGAUCAGAUGGAUUUGGAAAAUGUACAAGAAACUGCGAGUGAAGAAUCCAGCGAUGAAAUGUCGGAAAGUGAGAGUGAGAAUGAAAGAAGUGUUGUCGCGUGUUGAUUGGUGGGAAGACGUGAUGGGAAAGAAGAAACCCAAGGCAUACAUAUUUACUAAAACUGCAGGGGCACAAUUUAACCUUCUGCCAGAUGCAGAACCCAUGAAUUAUUUUAGUUUAUUUUUCAAUUAUGAGCUUUUGAAUAACAUUGUUAUAGAGACAAACAGCUAUGCGAGACACAAAAUUUUGGGACUUCAUUUUAGCCCAAGGUCCAUUUUGAGCAGCUGGUCUGGUGUGUCAUUUCCUGUCAUUUCCCUUGACAACCCGGCUGCAUAAAUCUUUCCAAAUGUGACAACUGGAAAGGGUUAAGAAAGGCGGUGAAAGAAAAAUUUUACUUUCCACAAGGUUAGGCAAGGAGGUGAAAGGCUUUCUAUGAGUAUGAGGAUGGGGAAGUAGGUGAUGUAAAAGAAAUUUUGCAUGUGUGUCUGUGUGCACGAGUGAGAUGGAAAAUUGAUUGAGAAAGAAGCUGCUGGGAUGUGUUAGUGACAGAAAGGUUAGGAAAGUAGGUGAUGAAGUUCUAAUGUCUGCAUGAACACCUACCAUGCUUAUGUCGGGGGAGCUACUGAAGUAACAGACCGUACCCUCAUAAGUUCACCUCAUUCCCUACGUAUCUACCACUCAACCACUUCACCUGUGUAGACCAGUGUUUGAGGGGAAGGGGUUUCUAAAACCUCAUCACCUCCAUUUCAAAUCUCUUUGUCAUUAACACAUCCAAUCACCCACCUCAUUUCCUAAUUGGUGGCUGUUAAACAUCAUUUCAUCACCUCUUCCAGUCCACAUAUUUGCUAAAAAUUUUUAUCACUUCAUUUCCUUAAUCACAUGGCCACUUCCUAUUGCAUAGAAUUCCACUCUUGUGUUUCAUCAGGUUGUGGCUUCUUCUCUGUCUCUGUCUCAUCACCUAUUACCAGUUGUGCACAAGCCCCCCCCCCCAAGACAUUAACCCUGAAGUUGACAGUUGCAGUGUUUACUGAAAGAGAUAAUCGUAAACAUUCCAUGCAGCUAAUUCCAAAAACCAGAUGUAUAUCGGAAUGUUUGAAGAUCCAUCGGUGCACAAAAUGAGAUAUGUGCACACUUUCGUUACGCUGUACUAACACUUCCACUGCCAGAUUUAAAAUUCGGGACUUAUUUCAAAUUAAGAUGGAUAGGUCAUAUAGCGUUCAUGGAGGAGGUAAAUGCAUUUAAAUUUUAUUUGGGAGAUCUCAAAAGAAGAAACAACUUGUCAGACCAAGAUGUAAAUGGGAAGUUAUUUUGUGCAAUAAUUCACAGAAUGGAAAGUUAGCCAUGUGAAGGUAAUAACAAGAGAAUGGUGGAACUGGAAUAUCUAGUCAAAACUGCGGUUACAGAGUUUGCACUUCAUAGCAUGUUCAGUCAGAUCACAUAAUGGGGAAUGUUACGCACUAAACCCUCGCUAAUCUGGUUACAGUUAAUCCAGGGUUUGGAAAAUCCGAUUCAAAAUAAUGAAAUGGAAUAUUCUGUUCACAAUUAAGUUUUUAGACACAUGGCAUUUAGGAAGGCAGAUGAGUCACUUGUCUGUUCAGACAAACUUGACAGUGUCUUCAAACUUGCAUUAUUACAUUCAAAAACAAGUAAAAUUUCUGAGUCUUCUAUCGAUGAAUAAAUGUAUUGCCUUUUUAUAGCUUUAAAUAAAGACUACAGUGAUAUUUUUUUUAU